Molecule: messenger RNA, 207 nt
Organism: Lottia gigantea (owl limpet)
Lineage: Eukaryota; Metazoa; Mollusca; Gastropoda; Lottiidae
Exons: 1
Source: RefSeq, a predicted model, not a curated record
GUUUUACAGUUAGUUAAGAAUACAUCAGAUGGUAGUAAACUAGAUGUUAUUAUACAAGGUAAAAAGAAAUAUACAUAUCAGUUUGACAGUGCUCAUACUAGAGAGAUGUUCUGUUUACAAAUCCGUCAGAUGAAAAGUAUGCAUUCCACAGAGAAAGAUGUUGAUCAGAUUUCAGUUUUUAUUGGUACUUGGAAUAUGGGUGAGUAG